Dujonia railenensis is the source of this 411-nucleotide messenger RNA. Lineage: Eukaryota; Fungi; Ascomycota; Pichiomycetes; Serinales; Debaryomycetaceae. The record is from the annotation of a GenBank genome assembly.
AUGCAGUAUGUGACAUGCCACGAUAUCACUGGGGCCAGUCUACUCGAGCGAAGCGAGACCAGCUCAACGCAGUUGCUCCCGCCGAGCAGGCGCCCUGGAGGAGGCAAGGACCGGAAUUUAGGCUUCUGUCGCUGUACCAUCGCUUUGCGGUCCCUGUUCGGCAAGAGCAACUGCGUUGAGCUGCGAGAUGGGCCACGCUUCGCUCACUACAAUAGUUCUACAUUCAGUAUAAUACAUAGUUUUCUUUAUUUUUUAUGGGAGUUUUUCUAUUUCCAUUUUAAAUGUUCUAUGGUGAGCUCUCGUAGGAGAGUCCUCUCUUUAAACAAUGCUAUUGAUCUAUUUUCAAUUAGGGUGUGUGAGUGUGUGUGUGUGUGUGUGUGUGUGGUGUAUGGGGUGUGGAGGAGUGCGUGA